UUUGUAUUUUGAAAUCAUUGUAGUAAGAGAUGAGUGUUGGCAAGGAACAGGCGCUGUUCUUUGUCAGUCUGCCUGACCUGAGGAAGCUGUGCAGCGUGAUUUUGACUGUGCCGGUGGAGGAUGUUGAGGAGCUGAGGAACACACAGGUGAAGACCUGCAGAGAGCUGCUGUUGCUGUACUCUGAGAUCUUGGCGUCUCCUGUGUUGGAUUCUUAUGGAGAGAUCCUAGUUGUUAUGGCGAUCAGCUUCUAUAAGAGAGAAGUUCUCCAAACUUACGUUCAGAGACACAAUCUACAGAUGGGCCUUCCUCAGAGGGUUCACCCAUCCAUCCUCCAGGUUGGGCUGUCUUACUCCCUCCCUGCCAGACUGGCUCCUGACUGGAACAAGGCAGGGCAGUACCUCCUGGCCGGAAGGGAUUUCCUGUCUGAGUCUGGGAGGCUCAAUGCCAUUGUGAUGGAGCUUAACACCAACGAGAGCCAGCUGUGUGUCAGUGUGGAAGCCAACACUGUCAGACUCCCCCCAGCCAGACUAGAAGACUUUGAUCUUCCUCCUCUUGUCUUGAGGAACUUCUUGUCCCAGCACGACUCUGUGGUUCAAACCCCUAACAACUGGUGCUACAUCUUACCCAGCAUGAAGAAAGGACAGAUAGUGAGAAUCAGUCGUCAGCUGCCAAGAGACUGCCCCUUCCAGAGCUACGCUGACCUCCACAACCACUGGAGCAGUCUGUAUGGCUACCGUCUUCCCCAGCUUCCUGAGCAGGACGUUGUGUACUGCAGCGUUUACUUCAAACUGGUGGGACAAAGGCUCUUCACCUACCCCCUGAGCUGCAUCAGAAGUGGGCUGGUGCAGCGCUGUCCCAGGACCGACCUGCAGAGGGCGCUAGGCACCUUCUCCUCAGAUCUAAGGGACAAGCUGCACAGCGUUUGUGGCUUUUCUGCUCGCAUGACCAGCAAGCCCUGCUACCACACCAACACUCUGCUCAGCACGGCCUCUGCACAGGUGUCAAGUGGUAAACCAGUCAACCUGACCACCAAGUCAACCAGCCGCCCCGUCCUGACCCAGCUCCCUGCUGCCCAAUCUGUGAAGCCCUCCUUCGGGUCUCGGCCUCCGGCCAGGUGUAGUACUGGAGGUCAGAACUUGGACCAGGGAGAUGCCAGCCAGACUAGAGUCCUGGAGGACCACUCCGCUGGACCAAGGACACAAACGCACCAAACCCAGGUCUGGGCUUCCUCCUCCUCUUCUCUCUACCCCUCCUCUGCUCACCCCUGCUCCAGCAGACCCCCCCAGGAAGCGGGGGCUAGAAUAGUGCCCAUCUUUAAGAACAAGUCGCUGACCAGACAUGUCAACGUCACUCAGCUGCUGGCUGAGAAAAAACAACACCAACAUGUUGGAGGACCAUCUCCGGGCCACAAGAGACCAGCUCCUUCCUGGUCCUCCUCUUCCACCUCCUCCCACAAGAGACCAGCUCCUUCCUGGUCCUCCUCUUCCUCCUCCUCACAGCUUCUGUCAGCAUCCACCCCUCGCUUCACCCCUCGUCCCCAGCUGGGUGAGGGCUCUCCACACCCCACCCAAGGGGCCCCAUCCAGCCAGGGUGCUCCCCCAGGCAGGGUGUAUGUGUCUGGGGCUGGAGAAGCCCAGAUCCCUCCUCUACCUCCACCUGCAGCACUGGGACCUGCUGAUAUCCCAAGCAACAGAGGGGGGUACUGGUUUGAGUCGAAGCCUAAGAACGCCAAGCCCUCAGUCCAGGAUGUGGACGUGGAGACGUAUGCUAGGAGCAACCAGCUGUCGAAGGUCAACACAGCUACUCUGCAGGCUUGGUUGAGGGAAAGGGGCGUGACUGUGCGAUCCAAGGACAGGAAGGAUGAGCUGGUGUCAAAGGUUAUGGGCAUCCUGAGUGAAGCCUAAUUCAUGUUGGUGGUUGUUUUACUCCAACUUCUUUGUCACAGUUUGCUUUAUUUACUUGUUACUUAUAUGUCAUCACCUACUUAUUUAAACAAUGAAAAAUUGAUAAAGGGGGAUUAUUAUCUGGUG
Osmerus eperlanus (European smelt) is the source of this 2030-nucleotide messenger RNA. RefSeq lists its product as uncharacterized. NCBI's taxonomy places the organism in Eukaryota, Metazoa, Chordata, Actinopteri, Osmeriformes, Osmeridae. The transcript has 14 exons. The coding region runs from base 30 to 1904 and encodes 624 amino acids. The record is from RefSeq and is a predicted model, not a curated record.